ACCGUGUAGUUGACUAGUAGUAAUAACGCGUGCAUACCAUUUCCGAGUGCGUUCUCCUCUCCUCUCCUCUCCUCGUCGUUAACCGCGACAUCCUCUCGCAGGGCAUACGCGGUAUAUUCGCAUAUUUUUUCUCCUAAUCCGGCGAGAGGCAUGACAGCUACCACGUGACGGCACCUAUCCGAGAUACUUUGGAAUACGAAGCGAUCUGUUGCAUCACCGUUCGACAGUUGCGUUGCUCCGUUUGCACGGAAACGAUCGGAACGAAGAUUUACAACGCGUCGUCGGCACAGCCACCGUUCCUACGUACAUGUACAAUAUUUUUCUGGAGGCACGCGGUGUACUGUUUGCCCGGUUGUGCAAUACGUGUGUACGCAACAUAAUGCGGAUAUAAUUGUUCGACGGUGUUGUAUAAUACGGCUUCCAGCGUGAAUCCAGUCACGACUGGAACGUCGUCGCGCAACCACCGCGGACCACCGUCCUCCUUCAUCGAUAACGCGCCUGUUCGUUUGCGACUCGUCGAACCUACAUAUAUGUUACGCUGAUCGUUCUGUCCUACGAAAGUGUACAACUGCACGGAAGUAGGAAGUUUAGCGAACGGUGUUGGAUGUCGCGCGAACGAGACAGGGAAUCGGUUGCACGGCACUCCUACCGUCGGAACAACGGUGCGCGCAGAGAGGGGCAAUCGGAGGAAGGACGGGACAGCAGAUCGUUGGUUCGUUCGAAUUGGAACGCGCGAGUUGAACGAUAAUUACCGGUGAAUCGUUUACGUGACGCGAUCCUCUCUCUCCCUUCUCCUCCUCCUCCUACGGCAGAUGGAGAGUUUAACGGAAAAUCGGCCGAAUCGGGGAAACUCGUUUCCGAAGGUCGAUCGAUCGGAAUCGCGUGUGUAGGAAAACAAAGUGGCAAGGCUUGGGCUAUUACAUAUUCCGCGGAAAAAGGAGUACGGCGAUGUGGUAAAUGUGAAAAAUGGAAGAGGCGAAAUACGCGUGGGCUUCGUUAAAGUCGGUCAGAAAAUUAUCGUCGUUGAACGGUAACGGCGGCAGUUGUACGACAAUCUGGUACGACGUUCCCGCGCCAGUGAUAAUACAUUGUCACGAGUUCCCUGACGUAACCGAGGUCGACAAAGCCGACGUGAUCGGCGAACGAGAAGGUGUUCCGCAGAAGCGACACAGGAACACCGUGGAAUUGACCGCGGUCACAUCUGUGAACGACGAGGACGGCGACGAAGACGAUGGAUUGCCAAAGAUCAGCUUUAGUUUUCUCCACGUGGACGAGAAGGUCGGCGGUAGAGUUUCGAAGGAAAGAACGCCAGCCUCGUCUGCGGACGGGAACGAGAAAGAUGAUGCGUCGACGCAAGACGAGUUACUGUACGACUUUCCUAGGAAUUCGUACGUCCUCGAGGAAAUCGAAAGCGAGAAAGUGGUAGAAAGCGAACGCGAGCGCGAGCGCGAGACAGAGGCGGACGGUAACGAGAUUCGCGGCACGAUCCGAGGGAAAUUCCAGGUGGAAUCUGCGGAGGUUCGAAACGAAAUCGACGGAAAGAACGUGGCCGAUUCGUCGAAAGAUGAAAUCCUCGGCUCGGAGAAAGCGGGGAAACGAACGAGGACGAAUCUGGACUCGGACUCGUACGAUCGAACCAAACCAACCGCGAGAUCGUUGAGGUGUACUGAAAAAAAGAAUCAGGAUACGACGUCGGAGGACGACGGAUACGAGGCGGGCUCCUAUUCGGAUCCCGAGUGCUCCAACGGCGCUCCUCUUUCGAACAUCUCCCGCCGAAACGGACUGUACACCAAGAAACAUCGACUGGGGAAAGCAUGGGAGAAGAUGCGAUGCUGGUUGCGCGACGAAACCUCCAAGAUUAACCAAGUGGUGAACAAGCACGCAAAGUUGCAAGCUGUCGGUGCUCUUGCCCGUACCCCGACGUUUCCUCAGAGCGCCUCUUACGAUUUCACCAGAGCGAGAACUGGCCAAUUCGGCUCGAUCACCAGGGUCGAAGAGUUCGGUCUGACCUCCGUCUCCGAGGAGAACUUGACUUCUCCUCCGCAAGGAGAAGGGGAAGGAGGAGAUGAAGAAAAGGAUGCCGGUCCGAAGAGAACGAUCGCUAGUUCCGAUUCGGUUUUCCACGAGCCGACGAAAAGCAUGGACAAACUGUGCUCCGAUACGGAAAACGAGGAGACGACGGGAGAGAUCGAGAGCAGCAGGGAUCAUGCUCGCAAAGCCGGUCUGAUUAAGAGGAGAAUGCUCGGGUCAAUCAGGGGGUUAAUGGCCUCUACUCAUCUGCUGCACGUUCACGAGAACGAAGAGGGGGGACAAGGUGGAUUCGAGGAUGUACGAAGGUACGUGAAACAGGGCGGUGAUUUCUGCAAGGAAUUGGCAUCGAUCCUUCACGAAAGAGCUGAAUUAGAAGCCACUUAUGCCAAAGGGCUCAGCAAGCUGAGCAAUAAACUGACCAAGGCCUGCGCGAAGGAUCAAGGUGGAAAUGGUAGCGGAGGUGUAAACGAAGCGUGGAGAUGCGUCGGCGAGGAAAUGGAGGCUGCAGCGGAAGCCCACAGAAUAUGGGGAAUAACGCUUAGCGAACAACUCGCCAAACCGCUCAGAGUAGGGGUAGCAGAGGCUCAAGGACGUUCGAGGAAAACCAUCGAGAAUUCCGUGGACAAAGCUGGAAAGUCGUUGCACGAGUGGCGUAACGUGGCGAUAAAAAGUAAAAAACAAAGUUUCGCUAGCGCGCGAGAAAACGAGAGGCUGCAAGACUUGGCGAGGCUACAAUCGAUCAGUCAGAGCCAGCAGAGCAAUAACAAAUCGUCGUCGAACCAUCAUAUGACGGAGAAGGAGGCUAGCAAGCUCGAGGCGAGGAGGAGAAAGGCCGAAGACUCGUCCCGUAGGGCGGACACGGAAUUUUACACGGUGAGCGUGAGAGCCGAGAGAGCCAGGCUCGAGUACGAGAGCACCAUGAGGAAAGGGGCCAAGCAAAUGGAACUUCUCGAGGAGGAACGACUGAGCGCCCUCAAAGAUCUUGCCAAUGUUUAUCUCGCUCACCUGCAAACUCUAGCUCCGCGUCUGCAACAGAGUGCAGACCGUUUGGCAGCUCCUAUACGUAACUGCAACGUCUCUCACGACAUCGAGAUCUUAAAGAAUCUUAUACGCAGAGUGGAGAGCAACGAUGGUUGCAAUUCCGAGCAACUGCUGCCAGACUUCUACGCUGAACAUGUUACUCUAGCGAUGAACAGGGAACGUCGGAAACAAGCGUUGGUCAGAGUCCUUCAUCUGAUCAGACAAGACUUGGAGCGGGAAAGGCGCGGCCGAGAGGGCCUCGAAACUCUCCACAGAGCUUUCGUUGCAACACCGGCGUUCGCCGCGGACGAGAGCACGCAAAACGUUACGGAAAAGCUACAUCAUAUGCGUUCUAUGCUGCUGUAUUUAGAGGCCGCGAGGUACAAAGUCGGAGGAACGCUGGCGGAAGUAGAAGGCAGCAAACGAGGCAAACAUCCACUGGCCGAACAUAUUUUAGUGUCGAGAGAUAAACAGGGUUUGCAGCAAAGUGUCCUUAAGAUUCCUUCUUGGGCAAAGAACGAAUCGUUCGAGAUUCAGGACGACCAAGACGAAAUAGAUGUCCAUCUCGCCAAGGAUCACGAUACGGAAAGUCGACACUGGGCCGAUCGAACCGCUGGCGACGGAAACUCCGAGAAUCCACCCGACGAAGAUGACUUUAGCGAUUUCGAUGAAUUCAGCAGUCAUUCCGAAGACAAUAACAAUCAAGAGGUCGAUACUCCCGAAACUACUUGCAAAUCCGACGGAACGGAGCAAUGCAGAGCGAUCUAUCAGUACUCUGCUAACUUAAACGACGAGCUCAGUCUAAGUCCCGGAGACUUGAUAACGGUGCACCAAAAGCAACCGGACGGCUGGUGGAUAGGCGAGUGUAGAGGACGAACCGGUAUAUUUCCAGCCACUUACGUUCAACCUAUACAUUGAUCUCUAUACUCCUCGAAAGCUUCGUUUCGGAGAAGCAGGAAAAACUGUGGAAAAACUGUGGAAAAACCGUGGAAAAACCGUGGAAAAACCGUGAACCAAAGUACGUUUCGAACUGGAAUGUGACCAUUCUGAACGUUCAAUUUCUCCAUUCGCGGUAACGGACAUCGAAGAGUACGAAAUACGACGCACCAAAAAACCAUUAUAGUCCGCGAAAAUAUUCGUUAAAAGUAGUCGAUCAAUAUAAUAUCUCGUUAUCUUCUAAUCAAGUGCCAAUGAUGUAGCGUGCGUAAAGACUGUGCGAAAAAUCAGCGAUUUCGUAUUUUCGCUGCAACAAUAUUAAUAACGUCGAAUCGUAAUCCGAAGAAAAAGACAUUCGUACAACGAAAUAUUCUUUCCUGUUUUUAUUACUUACGUAUAAUUUAUAACUAAUUUAUAGUAUCGAUACGAUAUGAUGUUUUUAUGUUAGUAAAAAUUCCAUUGGAGUCACUAUCGUAGAGCGUGAACGUACAUACGUAGAAUAAUUGAAGGGGGCACAAGGAAGACAGGUGUUGUUUCUUAAUUAGGCAAUCGAAGCAAUUGCG
This is a messenger RNA of Habropoda laboriosa, 4550 nucleotides long. RefSeq lists its product as uncharacterized. Bases 967 to 3969 code for a protein of 1000 amino acids. The transcript has 9 exons. Gene Ontology annotation, molecular function: protein binding. Gene Ontology annotation, cellular component: cytoplasm; plasma membrane. NCBI's taxonomy places the organism in Eukaryota, Metazoa, Arthropoda, Insecta, Hymenoptera, Apidae. The record is from RefSeq and is a predicted model, not a curated record.